Bombus huntii is the source of this 1825-nucleotide messenger RNA. Its product is annotated as hippocalcin-like protein 4. The record is from RefSeq and is a predicted model, not a curated record. Bases 1003 to 1710 code for a protein of 235 amino acids. Lineage: Eukaryota; Metazoa; Arthropoda; Insecta; Hymenoptera; Apidae. Gene Ontology annotation, molecular function: calcium ion binding. The transcript has 4 exons.
ACGCUCAAGUUUUGCGCUAAGAAAUUCGUGACCCUCGAAUGGUUUCCUCGUCUCCGAGCGAGUCUGAUUCAACUUUCGCGCUUGUUACCGAUUUUCUAAAUUAGAACAAACGAUAAACGAAUGCGGGUCACGGUGAACCGUAUCUGAUUACGUCAAUUGUAUUUUGAUAAAUUAAGUGCGUUUAAUUUUUUACGCGAAUGAUAAAUUACGCGUCUAUUCCGCAUUUCCGCGUAUUUCCUUCUUAGAUGAUUCUAUUUCGCUGACAAGAAAAGUAUACCUUUCCAUAGGAAUAGAUGAAUCACAAAACGUGAAUGUUGAGUGGAAUAAGGUGUAUUUUAUGCAUGUUCGUUCAUUAGUAUUCCGCGCGUAAUGCGCGCUUGAAUAUACACGAAUAAAUAGCUUCUAUAAUAAGACAUAAGACAGAGAGAAAUAGGAUGUGUUCGAUGAUCCAAUGUACACAUCAUUUUUCGUAAAUGAAUUACGUUUUGUUGCGUUUAGGAUAGGAGAUAGAUGUUACUCUUUCGAGUUCGAAUCCUGGAGUAUCAUUGCCGUAAUCUGCACUUUUGAAUUUCUACAAUAACAUAAACCGGCGAUACAGUCAGUGCAACUGUUAAUGGUUAAGAAUUAUUUUUAACGCAAUGUUCGAAGAAUUCGCGAUUCAUUUAUUAGGUUUAGAGCUAUUGAUAUGCCAAAUUGUCUAAAUAUUUUGAACAGCAGUUUCCUCGAACCAACUCCUGUUAACUCAGUUGCACUAUGUGCGUCAGUUCUGUUUUACUUCUGAUCCAGAAAGCUUCUGCAUUUUGAUUUUCUCGUGAAUUUCAUUAAUCGGGCAAUUUUUCCUCCCUUUCAAGUCAUCUCUGUAGUUGAUAUGGAAGCUAUUAAAGAUUUAGUAGGCCAAGUAAUACAUCUAUCUUCAUUCUGAAAUAAACAAAUCUCUUUUUCCUCAUUGCAAACAUUUUUUCUAUCCUAGAAAUUUUUAACGACCAUAUUCGUAUCACGAUAAUGUCUAAUAGUCUCAAUAUUGAUAAUAAGAGUAUCGAGCAGAUUAGAGAUCGUAUAAGCCUCUCGUUAAAAAUGCAACGGAGCUUCAAGAAGAUGAAGAGGAGUAUCCGAAAGAUAACUGAAACUUCGACGAGUGUUCAACCUCACUGCGUUUUCGUAGAGAACAUGCAAGACGAUGAGAAACAACCGCUGUACGUGUUUCCGGAACGGCUCUCUUAUUUAACGUACCAAACGGGAUUUUCGAAGGAUGAGAUACGAAAGCUGUAUCGAGUCUUUAAACAGCAUUGUCCGAAAGGGGCCGUAACCACGAACGAUCUGAAACCAGCGUACGCAAAACUAUUUCCUUUAGGAGACCCGGCGAAAUACGCGCAAAUCGUUUUUAACGCUUUUGAUAAGGAUAGGGAUGGUAUCGUUAGCUUCGCGGAUCUCCUUAAUGAAGUUGCUUUAAUUAUUAAUGGCGACGUAGAUCAAAAACUCUCCUGGAUUUUCAGAUUUUAUGACUUAAACGGAGACGGCUAUAUCACAAGAAAGGAAAUGCUAGUUAUAAUGUCCGCAAUUUAUGAGAUGCUACAUAACGGACAGAUUAUUCAACGGAUGGCAAACAGACACGUGGACAAAGUUUUCGAAAAGAUGGAUGUUGAUAAGGAUGGAGUUAUAUCUCAGGAAGAAUUUAUGAGUAUUUGUAAAAAUGUACAGUCAACUAUAUAAUGAUAGUGUAAUUCAAAAACAGCUGGCAAUAUUUAAUCAGUUCUGGUGAUGACAUAUAUGUAUACAUUGAAAUUUCCAAGUUAUGCUAAUACUAAAAAAGAAGGUAGCUUGAAAA